Molecule: messenger RNA, 8977 nt
Organism: Esox lucius (northern pike)
Lineage: Eukaryota; Metazoa; Chordata; Actinopteri; Esociformes; Esocidae
Gene: svila
Product: supervillin a
Exons: 44
Coding region: 553-8055 (2500 amino acids)
Biological process (GO): actin filament severing; barbed-end actin filament capping; cytoskeleton organization
Cellular component (GO): cytoplasm; actin cytoskeleton
Molecular function (GO): actin filament binding; phosphatidylinositol-4,5-bisphosphate binding
Source: RefSeq, a predicted model, not a curated record
AGAAGGACACCCAUCCUCUCUGGACCUGUUUGGAUAGCAGUGGGGCCUUGCCUGGCUCAUUUCUCGGCUGUAAUCAGAUUAGCAGCCUCUGAGCAGCUUUAGUUACCCACUGCUUUCCUCCAGCACAGCCUGUCCGUUUUGCCAUUAGCUGUUAGUCAGUUAGCGAUUAGCCGUAGGAACUAGAGGGGAGUUGUCAGUAGACGAAACGGCCAGCUCCGCUCUGGCAGCCCAGAGACGACCAACACUGCUCUGCUGCUACUAUGCACUUCAACUACUACUGUUGACUGGAGUUCUGCGCCCUCCUUCGCUCUCCUCUCUUUCUCUCCCUCUCUAACGCUACCUGACUCAUUCCCUCCUUCCCUCUCCUCCCUUUCUCUGUGCUGAGUGCCGCUCGUCCCGGGGCAUCGACUUACUGCAUUUGUUUCUCUGCAGUCGGUUGCCUGCCUAUAGAUUGGAACUCAGCACUUCCCCUCUCUCUUUCUCUCUACCUCCCUUUCUCUCUCCUUAUCCCUCUUUUUGUCUCAGUCCCUUGUACCUACCUGUUUUGGGAAAAUGUAUCGGAACGCAAACCCGUGGAUCUCAAACUACCUGAGCCAUGUCAAGAUCUGCAGCCAAGGACCCGGGAUCGAGAUCCCUGCCAAACUUGGGAACGCCAGACUUCUACAGAAGAGGGCUCUCAGCUUCCACAAAGAGUUCUCGUUUGAAGCGAAAGACGACCCGGCCAAGAACACCAAGGAUCUAGAUGUCAAUCUGUUGGCUAACCUUCCCAGAGUUUCAGAACUGAGGAAACGUUUUGAAAGCAUAAGCCCAAGCACAAGCUGUGACCGGGAAAUGAACAGAAAGGAGCGGAUUGCCCGGCGGUUGGAAGGUAUUGACAAUGAGGUUCAGCCUGCUAUAUUGCCCAGCUGUCCUGGUCUGGUGACCAAUCGGCUGCUUGAGGAAGACACGCCCCGUUACACACGUGCCUCGGACCCCUGUGAUCCCUGUGUCGUCACCGUGCAGAGGUACUGCAAGGACAACAUGGAGAAUCCGGACAUGAGGGCCCACCAUGUGACGGCUCAGGAGCGGCAGUCCAGAGCCCGGUGCCGGCCCGAAGGACUGAGCGCCCGCGCCGAGCCCGUCUACGUCUCCGACCCGGCCAGCGCCAACUUGGAUUCCAAGGCGGAGCGGAUCGCCCGCUACAAGGCGGAGCGGAGGCGCCAGUUGGCCGAGCGCUACGGCAUCUCUCUGGACCAGGAUCCCGACACCACCGCCAGCCACCUCCUCUACCACGGCUCUUCCCGCGGACGCAAGGAGCCGGAGUGCUCCUCCGAGAGGCAACACGAGUGCUCCUCCGAUCUACGCCGCCGAGCGGAGUCUGUCGGGGACGAGCCCCCUUACACGUCUGGCGGCUCCAGGGUGGGGAGGGCGCCCCCCCAGCCGCACUGCUAUGCCGAACCAGGCCAGGGGCCGCCCAGGAUGGAAUCUUUCACGGAGAGGGAGCGGAUUAUGAACAUGGAGAACCAGCGCAGGGCGGCCCAGCAGGAGAGGGACACCAAAGCCCCCGAGACGCCGUCUUCCUCCACCUACAUGGACGUGACUUCGUCGUCGCCCUCGGCCAUGGUGCCCGUUUCCAGGGACUGCACCAUCACGGCGCUGCCUCCCAGCUCGCCCAAGAUGGGGCGGAAGACGUCGCUGCCCGUGCCCAGGGAGGGGCAGUCCCCUGGGGGUUUGUUGAUAGAGCAGCGGACUCACAACGUCCUCAGCAGACACGGCCCGGAUAUGAAACCAACCAGUGAUUGGUUCCUCCAGACCGAUUCGGAAGGCAACACCAAGUCUCUUAUCAACUGGCCGUCCAGGAUCAGAGUUAGGGAGAGGCUAGCUAGGGAGGAUGGAGUCCGCCCGAAUAGUCCUGAGUUGGGCCGUCAUGUCCCAGAAGCCCCCGUGUACAGGAGACAGCCCCAGCCCGCCGCCCACAACCCCGUCUACCAACAUUACCCCCAGACUCACACCCACACUGACCCUUUAGGCCCCCAGCCGGCCUACUGUUACUCCCAGCCUCAGCUCCCCCGUUCUGGGUGGAGCGACGACCCUAGCUAUCUGUCCAUGGCCACGGGCCCCAGUUCCAAGGCACAGCAGCCCCCCCAGCGCCAGCCCGAUGAGGGAGACGUGGAUGAGGAGAAGAGGGGGCCCAGAGAGGGCCUCCCCGAGGUGCAGACGGAGGGACUGCUAAAAAGCAGAAAAGCCGUGUUGCCAUCGGAGAUCCGACGCAGGGAGAGGAGCACGGAGGACCCGCGUGGCUGCGUCCCCCGGAAGGACAGCAGGGUAGAGGAUGAGGAGGAGGAGGAGGUUGGCUACAGCAGGACUCGCGGAGGACAGGGGGGAGAGGCUGAGUUUGAGGAACCCAGAGCCGGGUACGUCGGGGGACGAGUGAGAACCCGAAUGAGACCGGAGGAACCGGUCAAGCCCCAGGAACACCGAUCCUCCCAGCGGGCCACUGAGGACAGGGCGGAGUUUCGAGGCUCCAGAGAGGAGUGCACACAACCGUGGAACGACAACGCCAUCUACGUCCAGAGACGGAUGGCCCCAAUCGCUGCCCACGUCCAGACCAGGGGAGGAGGCACCAUCGACGCCUCCAGCCGCCCUGCGUCUGAUGCUGGGCAGCAAAGGGCCCCUGGUAGCUGCUUUCCCAGGACCCAAGGACCAGGGCCACGGGGGCCAGCGGACCUGCAACGAUCUGCGGAGGGCGAGAUCCGAAAUGGGGAACGGAGCUCCCUGGAGGCCGGUGACGCUCAUAUCUCUGUGGCCAAGCUUCGUCACUCCUACCUGGAGAGCGCUCUGACCGCUGCUGGACCGGUCGCGAGGACAACGGAGCUGGAGGGGGAGUUAGAUUGGGUGUAUCCCCCGGGGGGUGCCGAGGUCCCCAGGAGUGGGGAGCGGGACAGUAUGAAGGUCCUGUGGAGGGGCCAGAGGGACAUGGGGCGCAGGCUCUACAGCUCCCCUGGAGAAAGUAGGAAGAGCUCAGAGAGAUGUAGGACCCAGCCUGUCACCUCCGCCGAGAAACACCGGUCUGAUAGGUCUGGUGCGGGCCCAGAUCUAGCCGGUACUGAAGUGGAUGAAGAGAAGUUGGAUGAACGGGCCAAGCUGAGUGUUGCAGCCAAACGUUCUCUAUUCCGGGAGCUGGAGAGGAACAGGGAUGGGUCUGCCCCGAAGCCCCCGUCCCGAAACGCCGCCGUCGAGCGGAGACUGAGGCGUGCCCAGGACCGCUCCCGUACCCAGCCCGUCACCACCGAAGAGGUCGUCAUCGCAGCUACUCUGCAGGCGUCCUCGCAGCGGAGCGCUGCGGCAGGGGAGCAGGCCACGGAGGCGCGGAAGGCCCAGGAUGCUUUAGAGUUCCAGAGGGAAGCACGACGGACCUCCUCCAAGCUCCUCCCUCCGGCCACCUCUCCCCUCGAGGAGACCCAGGCCCUGAACAACGGCCCGGGGGAAGCUGAGCCGGAUCUGUCCACCCUCAGCUUGGCAGAGAAGAUGGCUUUGUUCAACAGGCUGGCCCAACCCGCCCCCAGAGUGGCCCACACCAAGCCCGAUCCCCGGGGCCGUCGAGCCAAUCCCCGCUACCAGACCCAGCCCAUCACCCUGGGUGACAUGGAACAGGAGGCCUCAGACACUGACCCCUGUGACGAACAGGAGCUGUGUGACGGCGGCCAAAUAGAACUCCCUCAGGGCUGGUGUGACGUCACACAAAUCCACAACGGGGCCCGGUUGGAUCUGACCACCUCCUCGGCCCUUAAACCGGGGGCCACAGUCUCCACGGAACACGCGGGGGACAUCCACCUAGCCAGGGGGGCCGGGGCUGGCCCACCCGUGGAUGCUCUCGUCACACCCGACCCUGGGUACUACGAAAGGUCUGCCCCCCGGCAACCCGGCUCUCCUUCCCAGAUCCCAGAACCCUCCGGGGUUGUCUGGAGGUCUGUGUCCGCUCCCCAGCAGAGGCACCAGGCCGACCCCACUGCAGUCCUCCACUGCGGAGAGGAGGGCACUCUCGGGGGAGGCAAGAGGAAGCUGCCCUCUCCAGAGGGAGGUGUCAGACAGGCCCCCCUGCUCCAGCCUUUGGCCCGGCCUGGAGGGAGGGAGCGGGAGGAGGAGCAGCCUUUUGCCCGGAGAGGAGGUGCUGAGAUUUGGGAGCCCCAGGACGCGCUGGAGCAUUCCAAGAGCCAGGAGCAGAUGGAGAAUGUGAGACAGGGCCUCCAGGACCCAGACAGACACGAGUCAAAGGUCAUCAGUGCUGAACUGCCAGAUCCCAGUGUGUCAUCAUCGAGAACAGCCGCGGAGCCUCUGAGGAGUGUCUCUCUGGUGCGGGAGCUGGGAGGAGCGGACACACAAACAGACAUCACCAGCGGAGUGGGACACACACACAGCCUGGCCCAGGCUGAGCAGGAGGACCUGGAGCUCUCGGAAGCCAUGUCAGCCAGACAGAUGUCCAUCAAAGACAGGCUGGCCCUGUUGAAGAAGAGCGGCGAGGAGGACUGGAGGAACCGGAUAAAUAAGAAGCAGGACGUAGUGAAGGUGGCCGUGUCCGAACGUCACGCUCAGUUGUGGGAGGUGGAGCAAAGCUUCAAGAAGAAGGAGGAAGGGACGAUAAUGGAUGAGUUGGCUGUGUCUGAUCAGCUUUGGGAGCCCAUCUUUUCCAGCACUUUCUCUCCACCUCCCGAUCUCCCUGACGAUAUCAGUCAGAGUCUUGAUCUGUACAGCCAGGCAACCAGUCCCCCUAUGUCCAGAGUCGCCAGCCCCCCAAUGUCUGGCAUCUUCAGCCCCUCCACGCCCAGAGUGACCCGUCCCUCUAUGGUUAGGGAUGAGAGGCACCCCUGGAGAUGGAAGAGGAGGGGUGGAGGCGAGGAGACCACAGAGACCCAGAGCCAGCGUAUAGAGAUGUCCAUCCAGGAGAGAAAGCAGUUGAUCGUGGCCCGGGAGGAGGCCUGGAAGUCCAAGGGCCUCGGCGCCGCCAAUGACUCAACGCAGUUCACUGUGGCCGCACGCAUGGUCAAGAAAGGUCUGGCAGCUCCUUCUGCGCUCAUCAACAACCCUGUGGCAUCCCUCCUGUCCAAACCCAAGAACACUGCCCCUGCCGUAUCCAAGCCCCUGGAAGAGAUCGAGGCCAAACCAGACAUGAACCUGGAGUCAGACAGGAAGUUGGAUAAGCUGGAGUCCUUUCUGGGCAGGUUGAACAGUAAAGGCGGCCUGCAGGAAUCUACCAUCAAAGUCACAGAGGAAAGGGUCAAAGAGGUCAUGAACUUAGACGACGAAACGUUUGACAAGUUCUACCGUCACAUUGCCCAGAUACCUUUCAGCAUGAACAGCAGCCUGGAUGUUGACGACUUCGACGAGAUCUUCGGCGGCAUCCAGAUGCCCAAGCUGACCUCGGCCAUGGUGGAACACAAGCGGUCGGUGCGUCCGGUGCGCAACGUCCAGUCGUCCAGGAACCCUCUGAAGAUGCUGGCGGCCCGUGAGGACAUCAGACAGGUGUACACUGAGCAGAGACUCAACAUCGGCCUGCUGGAGAGCAAGAGGAUGAAGCAGGAGAAGAUGAAUAAGAACAGUGGAUUCUCUGAGGUGGCUUUGGCUGGUCUGGCCAGUAAGGAGAACUUCAGCAACGUCAACCUUCGAAGCGUCAAUAUCUCUGAGCAGAUGUCCAACAACAGCGCGGUGCCCUACAAGAAACUCAUGCUCAUUCAGGUCAAAGGCCGGCGGCAUGUCCAGUCCAGACUAGUGGAGCCCAGAGUGUCCUCUCUGAACAGUGGGGAUUGCUUUCUCCUCAUCACUCCUCACCACUGUUUCGUCUGGACAGGAGAGUUUGCCAAUGUAAUUGAGAAGGCCAAGGCUGCAGAGCUGGCUCAGUUCAUCCAGACCAAGAGAGAUCUGGGAUGCCGUGCCAACUACAUAGAGCUGAUCGAGGAGGGCAUCAACACGCACAGUUACGCUGCCAAGGAGUUCUGGAAGAUUCUGGGCGGGCAAGCCAGCUACCAGUCCGCCGGGAAGCCAGAUGAGGACGAGCUGUACGAGAGCGCCGUCGUGGAAACCAACUGCAUCUACCGCCUGGUGGAUGACAAGCUGGUCCCCGACGAUGACUUCUGGGGGAAGGUUCCGCGGUGCAGCCUGCUCAGCCCCACCCAGGUGCUGGUGUUGGACUUUGGCAGUGAGGUGUACGUGUGGCACGGUAAGGAGGUGACCCUGGCCCAGAGGAAAGUAGCCUUCCAGCUGGCCAAACACCUGUGGAACGGCACCUUUGACUACACCACCUGUGACAUCAACCCCCUUGACCCUGGAGAGUGCAACCCGCUCAUACCCAGGAAAGGCCAGGGUCGUCCGGACUGGGCUGUGUUUGGGAGGUUGACACAACACAAUGAGACAACACUGUUCAAGGAGAAGUUCCUGGACUGGACAGACUCCAAGAAGAAAGGCACCACCAAGAAUGACCACGAGCACCCCAACCAACACAACCAGGAGCAGCAGAGCUCAGACCAGAACGCGCUGCGGGCCUACGAUACAUCUCUGAUGCUGCCCCUGCUCCAGACCCCGGUGAGGACGGUUCUGGAUGGGAUGGACGUAGGCCGGGGCUAUGGCCCGGUGCCAGGGGAUGACCGGAGGCACUUUGAGAUCAGCACCGUCGCCGUGGACGUUUGGCACAUCCUGGAGUUCGACUACAGCCGGCUGCCCAAGCAGAGUAUUGGCCAGUUCCAUGAGGGAGACACCUAUGUGGUGAAAUGGAAGUACAUGGUGAGCACCGCAGUUGGGAGGAGGCACAAUCCAGAAGCUUUGAGGAGUGCAGGAGCUGGGAAGGAGAAAUGUGCCUACUUCUUCUGGCAGGGACGUAACUCUACAGUCAGCGAGAAGGGAACAUCAGCCCUGAUGACUGUUGAACUGGACGAGGAGAGAGGGGCACAGAUCCAGGUCCAGCAGGGGAAGGAGCCUCCGUGUUUCCUGCAGUGUUUCGGGGGAGGGAUGGUGGUCCACGCAGGGAAGAGGGAGGAAGAGGAGGAAAACUUCCAAAAUGAAUGGCGGCUGUACUGUGUGCGCGGCGAGGUCCGUGUAGAGGGCCACCUGCUGGAGGUCGCCUGCCACUGCAGCAGCCUGCGUUCCCGGACCUCCAUGGUCCUGCUCAGCGUCUCCAAGGCGACCAUGUACCUGUGGCACGGCUGCAAGUCCCAGCUCCACACCCGCAAUGUGGGACGGACCACCGCCAACAAGAUCAAAGAACAGUGUCCGUUGGAAGCGGGGCUUCACAGCAGCAGUAAGGUGACCAUCCAUGAAUGCGACGAGGGCGCGGAGCCUGCAGGAUUCUGGGAAGCCCUGGGAAGGAGAGAUAGGAAGGCCUACGACUGCAUGUUGCAAGAUCCGGGAAAGUUCAACUUCACCCCUCGCCUCUACCAUCUGAGCAGUGCGUCGGGAGAGUUUGUUGCCGUGGAGUUCUUGUACCCAGCCAGGGUAGUGGACGAGGUCAACUCUCUGCCCUUCCUGCAGGAGGACCUGUAUGCUGCCUCACAGCCAGCCCUUUUCCUGGUGGACAACCACCACGAGGUGUACCUGUGGCAGGGCUGGUGGCCCCAGGACAGCGAGACCCCGGGCUCGGCCCGUAUCCGCUGGGACGUGGACAGGAAGUGCGCCAUGGAGACGGUGCUGCAGUACUGUAGAGAGAAAAACCAAAAGAAGCCUCCCAAGUCAUACCUCAUCCAUGCGGGACUUGAACCUCUAACUUUCACCAACAUGUUCCCCUGCUGGGAUCACAGAGAGGACAUCGCUGAGAUCACUGAGAGGGAGGCGGAGGUUUGUAACCAGAUCAUCCUGGUUGAGGACGUGUUGGCCAGGCUGUGUAAGACCACCUACCCUCUGGAAGACCUGUUGGCACGGCCCCUGCCUGAGGGGGUGGACCCACUACGCCUGGAGAUCUACCUAGAUAAUGAGGACUUUGAGGGUUUAGGGGUUUAUGGAAAGAAAGCCCUGGAGAUGUCAAAGGAGGAGUAUGAGAUGCUGCCUGGUUGGAAGCAGGUCAACGUGAAGAAAGCCAAAGGAUUGUUUUAGAAUGUUGGACAGAACGACCGACCACAGCACGACUGGUCAGGUGCAUUGUGGUCCAGUCGGAUAGGGAACUCGCCACGGAGAGGUCUUUAGUUACUUAACCCUUUCAACUCCAGACUGGAGAUGGCUUGGGAACAAACAUUUCCGAGUACCCUAGGAUGGAGGGAUGGAUGGAUGGUUGGAGGGGAGCAGGAAAAGGAGAUAUGCAGUGGUGGAAGAUGGGAAGGAUUAGGAAAGAUGUGCCGUCCUCUUGUAGUGUUUUUCUUUUUCCUUGGUUCUUUUUUUUUGGUUCUCUGUUUUGUUUUUGUAAUUGUAUAAAUGAAUGUUUCCAGCGGUGUGUAAGUGAAUGGAAUAUUGAGUGGAUGGCUUUAAAAGUGUGUGUGUGUGUGUCACUGCCUUACAGUCUAUCACAUAGCAGUCUGUCAGUCAAUCUUGUAGCUGGACUGCCACUCUGCUUGCCCCAUCCCUACCAGAACCUCUCUGUGAGCUGUUCUUUUGUGUUACAAGAAAGUAUUUAUAUUUAUACCUCCUACAUAAUAGGAAUGAAAAGCCUUUUGAGUAUUCAGUCUUUCAGAAAAUAAAUGAAAUAAAUUGUCUCGUUAUUCAUGUUGGGGUUGUCAUGUUGAUAAGUAGUUGAACAAUAACCCCCUUUCCCCAGAGGCUGUACCUGUCGCCAUCUUAUUGAAGAAAUCACCGGUCCAGUGCGUUCUGAUGUCUGUUAUAAAUGCUCAGAUUAAAUGUAAUUGUUGUAUUUUACUGGCUUGAAUUUACCGAAAUAGAAAGAAAUGAAAAGAAUCCUUCUACAGUAUGCAAAUUCAGCAUUGUAUAGUGCCUUGCUUCUAUGUACAGUUUAUAUGCGAAAAAGAUAUUUGUCUGCGUUUUAAAGACACUUUGUGAUAUUAGAGAAAUAAACACUGAAAGUAAA